Teleopsis dalmanni is the source of this 1778-nucleotide messenger RNA. RefSeq lists its product as uncharacterized. Bases 347 to 1708 code for a protein of 453 amino acids. The record is from RefSeq and is a predicted model, not a curated record. The transcript has 8 exons. Lineage: Eukaryota; Metazoa; Arthropoda; Insecta; Diptera; Diopsidae.
AUGGACAACAAAAAGCCACUUGUUUGAAAUAAAAUUUUUUUGUGUUUUAUUACUGAAUUUAUUUUUAAACUCAGCAAAAUUAAAUAUUAAAAUACAAAUAUCGGAUUUUCAAAAAUAACUCUACGAUAACUAUAACACAAACUCAUAAUUAACAAAAAAUUUCGCUAAUCCGUGUCGGAAAUUAACUUGGUAUACGACACCAACUAAAAUUGGCGGAAUCAUUUACGUUCAUCAACACACAUACAACAGCUACAAUAACAACAACAACAACAACAACAAACCAACAUAUUUGAACUAAUUUCACCAUUUAACAUAAACGUGAAAAGUUCACGAACUUCAUAUCAUCAUGAAUUUAAUGUUUCGUAAGAAUUUUCGCGAGGGAGGUGGUGGUAAAUCCGGUGGCGGCGGUGGUAAGCUGCAAUCAAAAGCUAAUCGUACAAAGCGUUCUAGAGAUUUGGGCCUCUCCACUCAAACCGAUGACAUACACUAUCGAACUCAUUUAUUCUUUUCACCGAACCGUUCAGGUUACGAUAUGGGCGAAGAACGAUGUAGUGCUUUCUCUGGUGCUUGCACACAAUUAUCGACUACCGCAACAUCCCUUCCACUGCCACCUUUACCUCAUGAAGUGGAUGCACCACAGCCCUUAGUUGAUCGUAAACCGUCCGUAUCUGUCUUAAGAUGGAACAAUGUUAGCGUUAGAACGCGGAAUGAACAUUUUGCCACACCCAUUUUAAACAGUACUUCAUCAACUAUAAUGGCACCAACAACAAAUGCUGUCAGGCAAGUGAGUUUCGGAGGUAAUGCCAGUAAUAAUACUACUGCGACCGGUACAACACGUACAGAACCAAUUUCAUUGGCGACAUUAGAUCGUGAUUGUUUUAUUAUACCAGUUAAUAGUGUAGAUCGAUUUCUGCCCGAAGGUAUACCGUUGCCGCCCCCGCCAGCUGAUGGUAACACAAAACCUGCCAGUCCAUUAAGUGUAUUAGAAGUUUCUGAUCCGAAACUGUGUAUACUAGUACAUUUAAUGAGUCCAUUAGAACCAAUUGAUCCAGUUUUGGAAUCGCCUCUAUCUCAUCCGUUAUUGAAACAGAGAUCUGUCGCAAUUGAACUUCUGAAUGAGGUACAACAAGCAAAUAAUGCUGUUGGUGGUAUGUUAUUAGCAAAUAUGGAAAAAAGUGCUGAUUUUCCCUUCAUUGCAUAUUAUGUUAUUAACUCCACACUAACGGAUCCGUCAAACUUUUAUACAGGUAUAAGAGUUUCAUCGCUUUCAAAAUUCGAACCAAAAACGUUAAAAUACACUGCCGCUCAUACAUUGGACUUAUAUAGUGAAGUUGCUGCCAUUUGUCGUCCUCCAUUGGUGUUGGUGUCAAAUGAAAGCGGUAGUUUUAAGAAAACACAAACUCCAGCCACUGGCUACAUCAUCAGUGUGUUCAAGGUUUUUGAGGGCGAUGAUGGUGAACGUUUCGAAAAGAAUUGGCUGUACUGGACUGGCGCACGUACGCUUUACAGAUAUUUGCCGCGAACUGCAGGACUACGUCGAAUAGCGCUGCAUAAGAGCACAGCACAAAAGGGCGAUAAAAUGUAUCUUUUGGUAUGUGAAUGCGCUGAAUUACUAAAGGACAUCACAUCAGCUGCUGUUUUGAUUCCAGCAUUGCGAGCUCGCCUAUGUGGCUAUACAGGACUUUAUAGACCAAUCCAAGCAUUUUAGUACUGAACAUAAAUGAUGUAAAAGAAAACAAAUUAUUUGCAAGGAUGAUGUGAACUGAAAUGUGUUUAUU